CUCUCAUAAAUCGCCUACGUCAUCGCGGAGCGACCAGAGUGCGGCGUCAGUGAAGGAAGAGAAAUGGCUGCAAGGUUACUGCUUCGAUCGGCUUUCAGAGCCGCUACAACCUGCCGCGCUGCCCGGGUCCCUGCCUUGACCCGCAGCAUGGCGGCUGGAGGGAUUCCCACUGAUGAGGAGCAGGCCACGGGGCUGGAGAGGACUAUCAUGGAGGCCAUGAAGAAAGGAGAAGAUCCCUACAACAUGUUGAAGCCCAAGUGGUACAGUGGUACCAAGGACGAUCCAAACAUUGUUCCCUCCGUCACAAACAAGCGGAUCGUGGGAUGUAUCUGUGAAGAAGACAACACGACUGUGGUGUGGUUCUGGAUUCACCAGGGCGACGCCCAGCGCUGCCCAUCCUGUGGCUCCUACUACAAACUGGUGCACCAUGAGCUGCCCCACUAACCUGUAACAUACCUCUGUUACCCUAGACACGCAUCACACGGCUAUGCGUCAGUAUAGCGUUAGCUUCUCUUUGAAAUAUUCCUUCAGAAUGAGGUGAAGAAGAAUCAGACUAGCGAUUGGAACAUCCUUGGCUCCGUGUAUUUCCUGGUCGUCUGGCAGGAGUCCCUGUCUGAUUGGUCUUCGACUUGUUCUGUCUCAGUACUUGAUCCACCUGUUAACCUCAUAAGCCUUUGCUUUUACAUGUUGCAUUCUUCUUUGGUGUCGGAUGUGAAGUGGGACGCAACUUUUAGUUUCACAUCGUUUCCAUUCAGCUUCAGUUUACAAACUUGUACUGUACAAUGUUACUCAGUGGUCCACUUACUCUUAUUUAACCAAUAAAGUCAUCAAUAUAUAA
This is a messenger RNA of Scophthalmus maximus (turbot), 838 nucleotides long. Its product is annotated as cytochrome c oxidase subunit 5B, mitochondrial. The transcript has 4 exons. Bases 64 to 444 code for a protein of 126 amino acids. The record is from RefSeq and is a predicted model, not a curated record. Gene Ontology annotation, biological process: mitochondrial electron transport, cytochrome c to oxygen. Gene Ontology annotation, cellular component: mitochondrial envelope. NCBI's taxonomy places the organism in Eukaryota, Metazoa, Chordata, Actinopteri, Pleuronectiformes, Scophthalmidae.